Drosophila navojoa is the source of this 501-nucleotide messenger RNA. RefSeq lists its product as uncharacterized. Lineage: Eukaryota; Metazoa; Arthropoda; Insecta; Diptera; Drosophilidae. The record is from RefSeq and is a predicted model, not a curated record.
AUGUCUUCUUCAAGCAAAGCUGACAAACCGGCGGCCAAAAAGAAUAUUCAACCUGUAAUAAAGCCAAAUAUUGAUGAAUAUAUAAAAUGCCCAUAUGACGCGAGUCAUAGCUUAGUACCAGACCGCUUCGCCUGGCACCUAACUCGCUGUGCCCGCAAUCAUUACACCAGCGGCACUCUGUGCUGUCCGUUCAAUUACACCCAUAUCAUGAAGCCCAACUCAUUGAAUAAUCAUUUUAACUGUCCGAAUCGUAACGACCUCGAACGCUAUGUGUGUCCCGAUGCAUUGCUGCCGAAUGAGCCGCGUCCGUCUAAAGUCGACUUGGUGGAGUGCUCCGAGAACUGGGAUGAUGAGCCACCGACACCUACUUACAAUCCAAGGGAGUAUUCAGAGAACAAUCUUAUUAUACGCCAAUUAGUUGGCGGAACAGCCUCUGAGCGGCGUCGUUUUCGCGAUAUGGAGCGCGUACGUUUUCGACGACUAAUUCAAAACAGACGAUAA